Thalassophryne amazonica is the source of this 2369-nucleotide messenger RNA. RefSeq names its product kelch-like protein 41b. Gene Ontology annotation, molecular function: protein binding. Lineage: Eukaryota; Metazoa; Chordata; Actinopteri; Batrachoidiformes; Batrachoididae. The record is from RefSeq and is a predicted model, not a curated record. The transcript has 6 exons.
CCUUUUCUCCGCUUUGCCCUUUCCAGCCAGGACCGAGCGCCAACAGGACCUGCGGCCACUUUCUCCUUCCUUUUUCCACGCAUUCCCUUCUUGACAGUUUUCCCUCCUGAUUCGCCAUGGACACCAGCACCAUCAAGGAGGAGCUGCGCCUGUUUCAGAGCACCCUGCUCCAGGACUGAGGACGGGCUGAAGAACUUCUGAACGAGAAUAAGUUUGUCGACUGCACCCUCAAGGUAGGCGACCGCAGCUUCCCUUGCCAUCGGCUGAUCAUGGCUGCCUGCAGCCCUUACUUCAGGGAGAUCUUCUUCACAGAAGAUGGGAAGGAGGCAGAGAACACCAAGGAGGUCGUCUUGGAGGAUGUUAACCCUUCCAUCCUGGACAUGGUCAUCCAAUAUUUGUACUCGGCUGAGAUUGACCUCACUGAUGACAACAUACAGGAUAUAAUUGCUGUAGCUAAUCGGUUUCAGAUCCCUUCUGUCUUCACCGUCUGUGUCAACUACCUGCAAAAGAAAAUUUCCCUGAGCAACUGUAUGGCCAUUUUCAGGAUGGGCCUGGUGCUCGGCUGUCCUAGGCUCGCUGUGGCUGCGCGCAAUUACAUCGCCGAUCGCUUUGAGCUCCUCUACAAGGAUGAUGAGUUCCUCAAGCUUGCACCCCAUGAACUGUUUGCCAUCAUUGGUGGAGACUCUCUGAAUGUGGAGAAAGAGGAGCUGGUGUUCGAAGGGGUCAUGGCCUGGGUCCGUCAUGACAAGGAGAAGCGCAUCAAAGUGCUGGGAGAUGCAUUCGACUGCGUACGCUUCCGCCUGCUGCCAGAAAAGUACUUCCAUGAUAAAGUGGAGACCGAUGACAUCAUCAAGGCCAACCCAGAGCUCCAGAAAAAGAUGCAGGUCAUCAAGAAUGCUUUCAAGGGGAAACUACCCGAGAAACCCAAGAAGCAGGAGGGGGCAGAGAAUGAAGACUGCGAGGAGGAGAACAGCCCCUUCCCCGGCUUCCUGAACGAUAACCGCAGGCAUGGCAUGUACACUCGAGACUUCAUCCUGAUGAUCAACGACACGGCGGCAGUGGCAUAUGAUGUCAACGAGAACGAGUGCUUCCUGGCGGCCAUGUCGGAGCAGCUGCCACGAAACCAUGUCAGCUUGGCAUCACAGAAAAACCAGCUCUACGUCAUUGGAGGACUGUUUGUGGAUGAGGAGAACAAGGAGAUGCCCCUGCAGUGCUACGUCUAUUUGUUGGACCCUCUCUCGUAUGAAUGGGUCGCCCUGCCUCCCAUGCCGUCUCCCAGAUGUCUCUUCAGCAUCGGUGAGAGUGACAGCCUGCUGUUCGCCGUGGCUGGAAAAGACCUGCAAACCAACGAAUCACUGGACAGCGUGAUGUGCUACGAUGUCACGAAGAUGAAGUGGACUGAGACCAAAAAGCUUCCCCUGAAGAUCCACGGCCACGCUGUGGUCUCCCACAAAGGACUGGUGUACUGUGCUGGAGGAAAGACAGAUGACAACAAAGCCCUCAACAAGCUGUUUGUGUACAACCACAAGCAGUCAGAGUGGAGGGAGCUGGCAGCCAUGAAGACUGCCAGAGCCAUGUUCGGAGCCACCAUCCACAAAGGCAAGAUCGUGGUAGUCGGUGGAGUCAAUGAAGAAGGCCUCACUGCUGCAUGUGAAGCCUACGACUUUACAACAAACAAGUGGGAGCCCUUCACAGAGUUUCCCCAGGAGAGGAGCUCAGUCAACCUGGUGAGCAGUGGGGACUCCCUGUACGCAGUGGGCGGCUUCGCUAUGGUCCAGAUGGAUAACAAGGAGCUGGCUCCCACAGAGGUCACUGAUGUUUGGCAGUAUGAAGAUGGUGGGAAGCAGUGGAGCGGAAUGCUGAGGGAGAUGCGUUAUGCAGCAGGCUCCUCCUGUGUGUCCAUGCGCCUCAACGCAGCCAGAAUGCCCAAGCUGUAGAGAAAAGCCACCGUCUUUCACCUCAAAGCUGCUUUCGAGGCAUCUUCCACUCCAUUUUCUUUGCCAAGAGUUGAUCUUUGAUGAUGCUUUUCCUCUGAACUCCUCAGAUUUUUAUCCACACCAAGGAAUUCUUCCACCACUUCAAAGACUGCAUCCCCAUAUCUGUUUGCAUAUUUUCUAGCUUUUAUUUUGUAAAAUAAACAUUUGUAAAGUUUGCAUUUUGUGCAAUCUUGUUUAAAGAUGGUGUGGACUGCCGACGUGUCUGAGAAGACAUUCACAGCUGCUUUGUGCUUGCCGAUGGGAGAUGGCAAACAAUGGGUGGAACAGAGUUCAAAGCAGGUGGAAUGUUGACAUUUCAACAACCAGUCUCUGUGUUCUGCAAACAAAUGUAACACAUUCAAAUAAAGCUGUGCAGCAGGUUUGACAAAUGGA